CAGAAUCCGAAUUUCCAAGCUUCAUGGAUUUCCCAGAAACCUUGUUCCUUCUCCUUCCACCAAACCCAAACCCAUGACUCCAUUUCGCACAAACCCAAAGAAACCCGAGAAUUCAAAGAAGAAGGAUGAACCCAGAGAGUACACGAGAAACGUAAUUGGGAAAAUCUACAACACGCUAAAGUAUUCAACUUGGGAAACCGCUGAAGCAGAACUCAAGAAUCUCCCAUUGAAGUGGGACUCAUACACGGUGAACCACGUUCUCAAGUCCCACCCUCCAAUGGAGAAAGCUUGGUUGUUCUUCAACUGGGCCUCUGGGCUCAAAGGCUUCAAGCACGACCACUACACUUACACCACCAUGCUCGAUAUUUUCGGAGAAGCUGGGAGAGUCUCUUCCAUGAAGCAUGUUUUCCUUCAGAUGCAGGAGAAGGGUAUCAAGGUCGAUUCCGUUACCUACACUUCCAUGAUGCAUUGGCUUUCGAGUUCGGGGAACGUGGAUGAGGCUUUGCAAAUGUGGGACCAAAUGAAAUCCAAGGGGUGUUACCCCACUGUUGUUUCCUACACUGCUUGUAUCAAGAUUCUGUUUGAAAACCAAAGAGUGAAGGAGGCAACUCGUGUUUACAAGGAGAUGAUUGCCUCUGGUGUUGCUCCAAAUUGCCACACUUACACCGUUUUGAUGGACUAUCUGAUUGGGUCUGGAAAAUGCAAAGAGGCCCUAGAGAUUUUUGAAAAAAUGCAAGAGGCUGGGGCGCACCCUGAUAAAGCUGCGUGUAAUAUUUUGAUUGAGAGGUGUUCUAAAGUUGGUGAGACUUUGUUCAUGACCCAUAUCCUUCAGUACAUGAAAGAAAACCGUCUUGUUCUUCGUUACCCUGUUUUUGUUGAAGCAUUGGAAGCUUUAAAAAUUGCUGGUGAGAGUGAUACCCUUCUAAGGCAAGUCAAUCCACAAUUUUACAUGGAUUGUAGUAUAAGGAAGAACGCAAGUGAUGGUAUCACGGUUGCUGCAGAUUCUCCUACAAAUAUGGACAAAGAGCUUCUAUGUGUUCUCUUGAAAAAUAGAAAUGUUGUUGCUAUUGACCAUUUACUUACAGGGAUGAUGGAUAAGAAAAUAUCUUUAGAUCAUAAGGUUGUCUCAACCAUUAUUGAGGUAAAUUGUAGUCAUUGCCGACCUGAAGGUGCUUUGUUGGCUUUAAAGUACAGUGUUACGAUGGGAAUAAGUAUUGAGAAAACAGGAUAUCUUUCCUUAAUGGGCUUGUUGAUCAGAUCAAAUAUGUUUUCCAAGCUGGUGGGCAUUGUUGAGGAAAUGACUAGAGCCGGGCAUUCCCUUGGAAUCUACCUGGCUUCACUUUUGAUCUUUAGGCUUGGUUGUGCUAGGAGGCACAGUUUUGCCAUGAAGAUUUUCAACUUAUUACCUGAUAACCAUAAGUGCACUGCCACCUAUACUGCCUUAAUGAGUGUUUACUUCUCUGUUAGAAGAGUUAACAAGGCACUUGAGUUUUACAAAACCAUGCGCAGCAAAGGAUAUUCUCCUGUGUCCGGUACUUAUAAUGUACUCAUAGCCGGUUUGGAAAGAAAUGGUAGAUAUGCUGAAGCAGAACAUUAUAGGAAGGCAAAGAAGAGCCUACAUCCCAAUAGUGUUUCUCAGGAAAGUGUUUGCAUAGAGGGAAAGAUAUGUAAUCUUCUGUUUUCUGUGGAUGUAGUACUUUGAUUUUGGUACACUGGGAGUUUUAUUUUUUAUUCAAGUUGAAGGCAUGCUGAAUAGUUUUUACUGGAGAGUGGAGGUAUGCAGGUUAUGCUGCGUGGCACUUGCUCCUUAUCUAUCGAGAGAAGAAGAGAUAUUUAAAGAUGCGAACAAGGUCUAACUGUCAUGUUCCAUCUAUCUGCAAUUGCAAGAUCUUGCAGAAAAUGCUAUGAAUAUGGAAUGGAUGAGCUCCAGCUUUUUUCAAGCAACCAUAUGAUGGAUAAAACAAGAAAUUUUGAAGUGUGUUCACAUGCAGAUAGAUGUUCAUGACUUUGUUGUCCUAGUCAAAGACGAACAGGAGGAGUGGUUAAUAGAAUGUGGGAUGACAGCUAAAAUAUACACGUACCGAAAAGUCCUUACAUUAAGCAUAAUCACUUUUAAAUUAUCUCUUCUCCUGUUCAAGUAUCUUUGGUGAUUUGGACACCAGUCUAAUCUAUACAUACACAUAAAAGGACCUGUCUAGCAUUUUUACCGUGUAAAUUCUAACCUUUUGACUUUUGUCACGUGAAUUUUGACAGUCAGAUGAUAUACUUUUUAAUUGUGUCAUUAAUUCUUCUUAAAUUCUCAGGACUAGUAUUUAUUAUAUUUCUUACUCUGUACGUUUUAUCUUUUUAUUAAAUGCAGCACUUCUU
Cajanus cajan (pigeon pea) is the source of this 2367-nucleotide messenger RNA. RefSeq names its product Tetratricopeptide repeat (TPR)-like superfamily protein. The record is from RefSeq and is a predicted model, not a curated record. NCBI's taxonomy places the organism in Eukaryota, Viridiplantae, Streptophyta, Magnoliopsida, Fabales, Fabaceae. Gene Ontology annotation, molecular function: protein binding.